Symbiodinium natans is the source of this 3177-nucleotide messenger RNA. The record is from the annotation of a GenBank genome assembly. Lineage: Eukaryota; Dinophyceae; Suessiales; Symbiodiniaceae.
AUGCUGUGCCUGGGAGGCGGAGAGCCUGUCGAACCCACCAUCGGCGAACGGAUCUUCCAGGCACUGGCAGCAGGCAGCAAUGUCGAUUUUCCAACAGUGACGGAAAUCUGUGAUCGAGUGGCAAAGGAACCUCGAGAGGUACCCGAGGCCGUGAGGCUCCUCGCUGGUGCCUUUGCCGAGAAGGGUGGCCUGCCCAGAAGGAAGCUCAAGGCGCUGACUAUUAUGAAUGAGCUUCUGUACGACAAACGGGCAGAGGCUGAGCUGCGGCAAGUCCAUGGCGUGCGCGAUGCCUUAUGGACACUGCAGGCAACCUCCAACAGUGGACUUGGCCCUGAAGCAGAUGAGCAGAUUCGAAUGUUUGCAACGGAGGUUGAGAAGAAAUGUUUUGGAGCCACCGGUGAUCCUUUCGCGGCGCCUGCAUUGGUCCCCGAGGAUCCCUUCACGCUGCCUGUGGCAAGUACGGCUCCUGCUCUGGCCCCACUGGCAUCACUUCCACUUUCGCCAGCCAAAGACGCGGGCUCCUCCAUGCUAGGUGCCUUGUGGCAGGUGGGUUCUCAAUUGGGCUCGGUGGUCAAAGCGCAGGCGAGCGGGCCGAGAGUCGAGAUUCCGAGAAUAGCUGUGAGGCCGGGGGUGGUGCGCCCUACACUGGAUGUCAGCUUUGAGGGUCUUCUCGCCGGGGAGAAGGUUCACUAUGCGUUCAAUCCAGCGGUUUUGCUCAUCAACAAACCCUUUCGAGAAGUUCAGGGCCGGCUCCUGAUCUCCAACUACCGACUGAAGUUCCAGGUUCCCAAAGGGACCUGGAAGGACAAGUUGGCAUGGAUUGGUGAGAAGCAGGUUUUAGAUGUCCCUCUGGGCCUCGUGGAGUCCCUGGAGCUGGAAGCUCCCACGUCGCAGGCAGGAGCCCAGCAAUGGCGCCUGGUGAUUUCUACCAAGGACUUCCGCAGCAUCGUAUUUCUGCUUCCGACCGGGAAGGAGCUGGGGCAGGCUGAAGAAGCCGUCAUCGCCCUGUCACAGCCAGGUCCCGCCUAUACAGCCGCACUUUUCGCUUUUCAGCAUGCCGCCUCCGUUCGGGAGCAAACUGGAAGUAGCCGAGAUGACGGCUGGACAUUGUUUGACCCACGACGCGAAUUCGAGAGGAUGGACGUCGAAGCUUCCCCCUCCUCCGCCUCUGGCUGCCCGUGGCUGCUGAGUAGUGUCAACAGCACCUACCAGCUCUGUGAAACUUACCCAGCAUUCCUGGCACUGCCGCGCUGCAUCAAGGAGGAGGAGUUGCGGAGCGUGGCAAGCUUUCGGAAACGAGGCCGUCUGCCCACGAUGAGCUGGUGCGGCGGGCGGGCCCGCGGCUUCGCCUCGCUUUGGCGCUGCUCACAACCCACCGAAGGGCUCAUGGGCAACAACUGCCAGUCUGACGAGAAGAUGCUCGAAGCCAUCCGGCUUGGCGCCACUGCUGGGCGCAACCGCGAGCUGUUGGUGGUCGACCUGCGUCCCAGGAAGGCAGCCUAUGCCAACAAGGUUGGCGGCGGCGGCUUUGAGAGUUACACAGGAUGUCGGCUAGUAUUUGGUGGCAUUGACAAUGUCCACGGCGUGCGCGACGCGUGGAAGAAAAUGGGGCAAGCUGUGGCAAACCUCAGCAAUGACGAGGUGGGCUCGUGGUUCCGAGAUGUUGCGAAGUCUGGCUGGUAUGACCUGAUUGGUGCCAUCUUCAACUGUGCGCAGAUGGUGGUCCACGAGAUAGAGAGUCAGCAGUGCAAUGUCGUCAUCCACUGCUCCGAUGGCUGGGACCGCACAGCACAGGUUGCAUCCGUUGCAAUGCUGUGUAUGGAUCCCUACUAUCGCACGCUGCAUGGCCUGCUGGUUUUGAUCCAGAAGGAGUUCUGCUCUUUCGGCCACUGCUUUCGAACUCGACUGGCAAAUGGAGAGAAGCCUACCAGUGAGUAUAGUCCCGUCUUUCAUCAAUGGCUGGAAUGCGUGUACCAGCUGCUCUUGCAGUUUCCAACUGCCUUCGAGUUUACUUCAGACUUGCUGCUCUGCCUUGCGCGGGAAGCCUUGACGAACCGGUAUGGGACCUUCCUCACGGAUUCUGAAAGGGAGCGCACGGAGCAGGUCCAGCCUCACACUUUAUCGCUGUGGACGGCAAUCCUGGAGUCAGGACCAGCCGCAGAGUACAUCAACACCAGGUACGAAGCUAUGGGUGGUUCGCUUCGACCAAGCCCUACACAGGUCAACUUCCAGACCUGGGAGGACUAUUGGUUUCGCCACCGUGUCCAUCCGAAAGAUGAGCUGGACAAAAGGUUCCUGUACGUGAUCAUGGAGCGGGUAAAAGGUGGUGAGCUGUUUGAGGCUUUGAAAUCCGAGCUUGCACUCAUCACCGAGCAGGACGUGGCGAGGAUAGGCCUGCAGCUUUUCAAGGCCCUCGAGUAUCUGCACAGCUGUCGUGUUGUCCACAGGGACAUCAAGGCCCAGAACAUCCUUUUGACAGAGCCGCCGCUGCUCCCUGGCAGAGCGUUGUCCAAAGCCGACAUCAAGGUGAUCGACUUCGGCCUGUCGGCUCGGUUGCCGAGGGAGUGCUGCUGGCGACCAAGUGACCGUGCUUUUGAUAUUGUUUGUGGGACGCCGGCCUGCUGCGCGCCUGAAAUCUGGGCUACACAGGAAGGCGCGGUGCCCAUUUGGAAGAAGCGCUUCGGCUCCAGGUAUGGUGCCAAGGUGGAUGUCUAUGCUGCCGGAGUCGUGCUGUACAUGGCGCUUCUGGGUCAGCUGCCCUACCAUGCAGAGAACUCAUUGAAGCUUGCCCGACUUGUUUGCAGCAAAGACUCGUUUCCAAGCUUCGAGUCGAAGGAUGGUAGCCACAAGGUUUCAAGCAGAUGCAGGGAUUUCCUUUCCAGACUGCUGGAGAAGGACCCAAACAAUCGUUGUACAGCGGCGGAGGCUGUUCGCCAUGCAUGGCUCUCUGGACGCGUAAAGAGAUCUCUCCCACAGCCGAUCCCUUUGCAGGUUCGGAGUAGCGCAGCGGCACAGGCAGAGGCCUCCCUUGCACACUGCCUCCCCGAGUGCGAGCACCACGCCACGCCAAAGGAGAAGAGCGAGCGUGCCCUUGCGCUGGCCCAGGCACACCGUGAUUGGGUUCAGGGGCUGGAGCUAGCGAGUGACUCAGAGUCGGACUCUGAGUCGGACAGCUAG